AUGGCGUCUUUGGCACUUUCACCCGAAUCUAUCUUCAACAUUCCAAAUUUUCAGGAAGCUAUUAAUGACACACCCGAUUUUCGCGCCAAUAUCCGAAAGGCUGAAGAGCAAGUAGACUAUUUUGAAAAAUGGCUGGAUGGAUUUUGGAAGGCCUUACGACAAUACAUUAGUGAUGUGGAAGAGAAAUUGGUACAACCGAUAUCUUUCUUUAUCAAAAAUGACUUGAAAGAGUUCAAGGAAGCACGAAGGGCAUUUGACAAAGCUUUAGAAAAAUAUGAUAACAUGUUGAACAGAUAUACAUCACAGUCAAAAACUAAAGAGGCUAGCUCCUUACGAGAGGACGCAUUUCAACUUUAUGAAAUCAGAAAAAUAUAUAUAAAAGUUGCAUUGGAUUAUACGUUGAAGAUUAUUCAGUUUAGGGCGGCGGCAGAUCAUUUAACUAUGGAAAUGGUUUGUAUCUCUUUGCCAUAG
Acaulospora colombiana is the source of this 471-nucleotide messenger RNA. The record is from the annotation of a GenBank genome assembly. Lineage: Eukaryota; Fungi; Glomeromycota; Glomeromycetes; Diversisporales; Acaulosporaceae.